AUGUCAGCCUUAGGUCCCAAGGACUCGUCAAGGCAGUUGAUUGCGCAACUUGAGGCCAAGGGAAUCAGAACUUCGACUUGUAUAUUUCGCAAAUCACCUACUCCGUCCUCGUACAUUAUUAAGAGCAAUGCAUCCGGUUCUCGAACAAUUAUUUCGGUUAGCACUAUUGAGGAUAUUUCGCGGGACGAAUUCAUACGGAAAUUCGAAAUGGCUAGUCUUACCAAAACGCUGGCGUUUGAAUCUGACGGCAAGGCGCCGUUCAAAUGGAUACAUUUCGAGGGUCGAAACGUUACUCAGGCAGGCGAUGUUGUGUUCUUUUCCAAACUAUUUGCCGAGCGGCGUGGAUAUAGCCACCCUGCUGAUUUUCUGCGCUCUGUACGUCCACGCUGCAAACCACAGGCUGUGUUAUACUGUACCUGGGGAUCGCGUGGUGCGACAUGCUUACAGCCUAAUGACGAGGAACUUCAUACACCUGCACCUCUUGUGUCCCAGGUAAUGGAUUCUAUCGGUGCAGGUGACACCUUUAUCGCCGGCAUAAUGUUCAUGCAAAUGCGGGGUAUGCCUUACUUGUCGUCAUUGAAGUUUGCUUGCGAGCUUGCGAGCUGUAAGGUAGCGCAAGAAGGAUUUGAUGGUCUGGCUGUUGCCAUGGCAAACAAGAAAGUGUGGGAUACACAGUCUCUGCCGCUGCCACCGUCUAGGAUAUCGUCUAUGAUCCGAAAAUACAGCGAUUCUGAUGUUGUCCGUCCCAGAGACGAAGCGAACGAACUUGAUAGGGAUGAGGAAGGGCAAACAAUUAACGAACGCCUUUCGUCGCUCUCGUUUUCGUCUUCAAAGCCACUUCUAUAA
Zychaea mexicana is the source of this 846-nucleotide messenger RNA. Its product is annotated as Ribokinase-like protein. Gene Ontology annotation, molecular function: kinase activity. The record is from RefSeq and is a predicted model, not a curated record. Bases 1 to 846 code for a protein of 281 amino acids. NCBI's taxonomy places the organism in Eukaryota, Fungi, Mucoromycota, Mucoromycetes, Mucorales, Lichtheimiaceae. The transcript is spliced from 5 exons.